GUCCCAGUUCCUGUCUCCACACAGGAAGAGAGGAGGUGCCUCUCGCACAUCAGUUCAAGGAGAUGCCUGCUACAUCCAUCAUCUGUAACACCCUAACAUAAUCGUGUUAUUUGGAGCAUAUUCUGCAACAUUUUUCUCUUUAAAAUUCAUAUUUUCAUCCCUCCGUGGAGAGGCACUAAGCAGCAAACGAAAAGCCAAAUGAACGGUGCAGCCUUCCCCUCCCCGACGGCAGAGAUGGCGGAGAUGAACCGUAUCCAUUAUGAGCUGGAGUACACAGAGGGGAUCAGCCAGCGGAUGCGUAUCCCUGAGAUGCUCAAAGUGGCCCCUGAUGGCCCUGAUCCCGGGUCGCAGGAGAUCCCUCACAGUGUCAUGAUGCAAGUCCCAGAGAGAAUUGUGGUGGCAGGAGACAGUGAUGACCCCCAGUUCUCCAGACCCCGGGACCUGGACUUAAUCCAGUCCACACCUCUAGAAACCCUGUCACUGAAGACUCCACCCAGGGUCCUCACCCUUAACGAACGGCCCCUGGAGUUCCUGGAAGAGAGGAAUGCAGCUCCAGCCCUGCCCAGUGAGGAGUUGCGGCCCCAGGGGCGAUUACGGCGGGAGCGCUCAGCUAGUGAGAAUACACCUAUGCGUCACAACAGCCAACUGAUUCGAAAUGAUUCCACUGCAACCCCGUCCCCCCCUGCCCCUGUCCGCCCCUGCCCCUCUCUCACCGUGGCUGAAGACGAACAGAACCUGUACAGCGCUAGUGGUGUUCUAUCUUUCAUCCAGUCAACCACACGUCGGGCCUACCAGCAGGUCCUAGAGGUCCUGGAUGAGAACCAUCGCAGCAAACCAUCACUGCGAGGGGGGUCGGCUUCAAGCUCCAACCCCCUGCAUGAAUCCAGGCUUGCACUGUCGACACUUGAUGCUAGUCUGGAUGCAGGGCCUGAUGACAUGACCGUCGUUGAUGCUGCAACACUCCGACGUCAGCUCAUCAAGUUGAACCGGAGGCUUCAGCUCUUGGAGGAGGAGAACAAGGAGCGAGCGAAGCGUGAGAUGAUCCUGUACUCAGUUACUGUAGCUUUCUGGCUCAUCAACAGCUGGGUGUGGUUCCGCCGUUAGAGCCUGUCCUUACUUACCCCAAAUCACCAUGAGAGGAGAAUGUACUCUCUCUUGUUUUGUGUGUCAAAUGUUAGCAAAAUCUACUCGCUGCACUCAGUCCUUGUACAAGCAAGACUGUGGCAUGUGUGCCUGUCGCACACGGCCUGUUGCACACAUUUGAUUUUGAUUGCAUUUAUUUAAUACAUGUACAUUUUUUAUUUUUUUACAAUUCUUUAUUAUUUCAGACAUUCUGGUUUCUUAUGUUUUGUUUUUAUGGCAAAUCUCCUAUGUCAGUGAUGCUAAGCAUGACUUGCUGUAAAUAUUUGUUCAUGCCAUUAUUCCUCCAGAGAUACAGUAUUAGUGUAUCGCAAUAGGAAAAUAGAGCAGCCGUGUAAAGGUGGACUUAAUGUUGACUAUUUAUUGGGGAGAAUAAUGUGUGGCUUGAAUUGAGGAAUAUAAUGGUAUGUUGUAAAAUAAUAACAUGACAUCUGGUUCUGUAUUUUUUAUUGAUACUUCAAAUCAAAUGAACACAUCACUUUAUCAGUUUCUCAUUACUUUGUUGUGUGACAGAAGGAAUAAAUGUGUCAUGCCUCAGCCUGACAUUCUCUUGUGAUGGGAACAUCCUUCAGUUCUUAUUUCCACUGGUUAAUAUCUCUGUUCAAAAUGUACCUGCUAAAUGCUGAUAACCAUAUAUUUCAUUUUAAUAAAUGCCUAUUACCAUC
This is a messenger RNA of Myripristis murdjan (pinecone soldierfish), 1805 nucleotides long. RefSeq names its product mitochondrial fission factor a (gene mffa). Gene Ontology annotation, biological process: positive regulation of mitochondrial fission. Gene Ontology annotation, cellular component: mitochondrial outer membrane; peroxisome. Bases 199 to 1104 code for a protein of 301 amino acids. The record is from RefSeq and is a predicted model, not a curated record. NCBI's taxonomy places the organism in Eukaryota, Metazoa, Chordata, Actinopteri, Holocentriformes, Holocentridae. The transcript has 8 exons.